UCACGUGGGUGCCGCUUCCGGCCGCCCUCUCACCCCAAGAUGGCGGCGCCCGUGGGGCCGGUGAAGUUUUGGAAGCCGGGCUCAGAGGGUCCUGGUGUCAGUGUCUCGGAGGAGAGGCAGAGCCCUGCUGAGAGCAGCGCUGUCACUGUCAUCUACAACCCCUAUGCUUCCCUCUCCAUUGAACAGCAAAGGCAAAAGCUGCCUGUUUUUAAGCUCAGAAAUCACAUACUUUACCUAGUGGAGAACUACCAGACCCUGGUGAUUAUUGGGGAAACAGGAUGUGGGAAAUCAACACAGAUUCCACAGUACCUGGCAGAAGCUGGCUGGACAGCUGAAGGCAGAGUUGUUGGGGUGACACAGCCUCGUCGGGUCGCUGCAGUUUCAGUUGCAGGCCGAGUUGCUGAUGAAAGAGGGGCAGUGCUGGGACAUGAGGUUGGAUAUUGCAUCCGCUUUGACGACUGCACAGACCCACAGGCCACAAGAAUUAAGUUUCUAACUGAUGGUAUGCUGGUGAGGGAAAUGAUGGCUGAUCCUUUAUUAACAAGAUACAGUGUCCUCAUGCUGGAUGAAGCUCAUGAAAGGACUCUUUAUACAGACAUUGCCAUUGGCUUACUAAAAAAGGUCCAGAAAAAGCGUGGGGAUCUUCGCCUGAUUGUGGCUUCAGCCACCUUGGAUGCAGAGAAAUUCAGGGAUUUCUUCAAUCAAAAUGAUACCGGUGACCCCAGCAAAGACACCAGUGUGAUCCUGACUGUUGAGGGGAGGACGUUUCCAGUGGACAUCUUUUACCUGCAGAGCCCUGUUCCUGACUAUAUAAAAUCAACUGUGGAAACUACAAUGAAAAUUCACCAGAUGGAGAAUGAUGGUGAUAUAUUGGCAUUUUUAACUGGCCAGGAGGAAGUGGAGACUGUUGUUUCCAUGCUGAUAGAGCAGGCUCGGGCCCUCGCUCGCACCGGGAUGAAGAAGCACCUCCGUGUUCUGCCCAUGUACGCUGGGCUGCCUUCUCCUGAGCAGCUGAAAGUCUUUGAGAGAGUCCCUCACACUGUCAGGAAGGUGAUCGUUGCCACCAACAUUGCCGAGACCUCCAUCACAGUGCACGGCAUCGCCUUUGUCAUCGACUGCGGCUUCGUGAAGCUGCGUGCCUACAACCCCAAGACGGCCAUCGAGUGCCUGGUGGUGGUGCCCGUGUCCAAAGCCUCGGAGGAGGACUUUGAGAAGCUGCCCAAGUCCACGGUGCCGGAGAUGCAGCGCAGCAACCUGGCCCCUGUCAUCCUGCAGCUCAAGGCUCUGGGCAUUGACAACGUGCUCAGGUUCCCCUUCCUUUCGCCACCCCCUGCACAGUCGAUGGUGCAAGCUUUAGAGCUGCUGUAUGCUUUGGGAGGUUUGGACAUGCACUGCCGGUUAACAGAGCCUCUUGGGAUGAGAAUAGCAGAGUUUCCUUUGAAUCCCAUGUUUGCAAAGAUGCUUCUGGAGUCAGGAAAUUUUGGCUGCUCCCAAGAGAUCUUGACAAUUGCUGCCAUGAUGCAGAUUCAAAACAUCUUUGUGAUCCCUCCAAAUCAAAAAAUCCAGGCUGCCAGACAACACAGAAAGUUUGCUGUGGAGGAAGGAGAUCAUCUGACCAUGCUGAAUGUUUAUGAAGCCUUUGUCAAACACAGCAAGAGCUCCCAGUGGUGUCAGGAACACUUUCUGAACUACAAAGGGCUUGUGAGAGCUUCUGUUGUAAGAGAGCAGCUGAAAAAACUUCUUGUCCGCUUUAAAGUGCCAAAGAAGUCCAGUGAAGGUGAUCCAGAUCCUGUUUUGAGGUGCAUAGUUUCUGGAUUCUUUGCUAAUGCAGCUAAAUUCCACUCCACAGGAGCUUACAGGACCAUCCGUGAUGACCACGAGCUCCAUAUCCACCCCAGCUCGGUGCUUUAUGCAGAGAAGCCUCCACGCUGGGUGGUGUACAAUGAAGUCAUACAGACUGCUAAAUACUACAUGAGGGAUGUGACAGCUGUGGAAUCCUCAUGGCUCUUGGAGCUGGCCCCUCACUUUUACCAGCAAGGAACGCAUCUUUCCUUGAAAGCAAAAAGGGCUAAAGUAGAUGACCACUGACAUAACUUCAAUUAUUGUGACAUCAGAAGCAGAACCUACCAGUGAUUUCAAGCUGGCUACAGUCCAUUCAGCAGUCAGUUCAUUAGCAAUUUGAUCUUCCAUCAACCUAAAUGUUUAAAUGCCUGCCAGGAUCUGUAGGGGUUUAUGCAUGACCAGUACAUUGUAAACCUAGAGCUUGCAUUGUGGACAUUUUAAUCUUUGCCUACUUGACCUCUCUUGUUAAUCUGGGCAUGUUGCUCCUUUUAAAUAGCUAGAAAAAACAACUUAAAAAGUAAGAGGACAUACAGGACCACAAAAAAAAAACCUGAAACCUUCAAGAAAGAAACAGAUUUCCUGGAGUGGUACUGCCUUAUGAGCGUGGGGAAUAGGGUACCCUGCCUCCUGUCACCCAGAGCACUGUGACUUACACCGGCCAAACUGAGCCUGGCUCCUGCCAGCAGGAGCUCAGGGCAAUCAACUACCCCUUGAAAUGCAAGGUGCUGCCAUGGAAACAUGGAUUUCCUGUUGGACCAUCCCAAACUGGUGCAGCUUGUGCUCCCAAGCAGUAAAAGUGUCCUGCCCGAGGCUGAGCUGGCCCAGCUCACUGUGCUGAGCAGUCCCUGGGGACUCAAAUGUCUGGGUUCUGCUCAUGGGAGUUGCUGUUUGGGGAGGAGGAGAAAGAGCAGCUCAGUAUUUUUAAGAUGGAUUCAUUUUCUGCUCAAUCAGGGGACUAAAGAUUUAUGUUCAUAAUCAAACAAGUUCACAGACAGGGCUUUACUUUUCUUUUUUAUCCUAUGAGGGAAAAAGUGUUGACCUUCCACUGGCUGGAAAUACCAGUAAAUUUCAUUGGGGAAUAUCAUGGAACUCUGUUUUUAGCCUCUGUUGAUCAGCAAAGAAGGAAAUGUUCUGUACUUUCCUAUGAGGAACACAGUCCUUUAUAUUUCUUUUAUUACAAAUCUAUUCUUUGCUGCUUGGGACUCAUUUUCCUCUGUUACUGAGGAGAAGGAUGCUCUGAACAGUUGCUGCUUUAAUUGGGAUUCCAUGGCUACUUUUCAGUAAGCAAUUAUUCUUGUUUGUGUUUUAACAACACAGUUUGGAUUUACAUAUUUAUUUAUUUCCAUUUUUACCUAUUGCUAUUUAUUUUAGAAAGACAUUGCUUGAAAAUUUUAUUUUUGUAAUUCAGCUGAUUUGAUGAAUGUGUU
Messenger RNA from Zonotrichia albicollis (white-throated sparrow), 3269 nucleotides. The record is from RefSeq and is a predicted model, not a curated record. NCBI's taxonomy places the organism in Eukaryota, Metazoa, Chordata, Aves, Passeriformes, Passerellidae.